AUGUUGAGCGGCGGCUUUCAAACCAAAAACACAGGCGCUUCAGAAUCUUUGUCCACGAGCUUUGUGACACCUGGCUCCGAGAUUUCACCUGGAAACACAGACGCUAAGCCAAUUCUUGGAGCCAAGAUCAAGAUGACAGUCGACCCACCCUUCUCUAUUAAAACUACGUAUAGUGGGGCUGGAGAUUUUCAAGCUCCUCUAUCGAUGUCUUUCAAACUAAAGAGUAAAGACACAGGCGCUUCUGAUUCCUCGGAGCCAAGAUCAGUGAGAGAAGAUGUUACUUGCGAUGAAAGGUACGCAUAG
Molecule: messenger RNA, 303 nt
Organism: Microthlaspi erraticum
Lineage: Eukaryota; Viridiplantae; Streptophyta; Magnoliopsida; Brassicales; Brassicaceae
Source: the annotation of a GenBank genome assembly